Balaenoptera ricei (Rice's whale) is the source of this 3003-nucleotide messenger RNA. Its product is annotated as patched domain-containing protein 3. The transcript has 4 exons. The coding region runs from base 1 to 2838 and encodes 945 amino acids. The record is from RefSeq and is a predicted model, not a curated record. NCBI's taxonomy places the organism in Eukaryota, Metazoa, Chordata, Mammalia, Artiodactyla, Balaenopteridae. Gene Ontology annotation, cellular component: membrane.
AUGAGGCUUAAUCCAGCUAAGGUUGCGCCAGAGGCGGCCCCCGGGCGGGAGGCGGGGCAGGAACCGGGGUCAGAAGCGCAGGGGCCGGAGGCGGGGCCGGGACCGGACUCGGAGAGCCGGCCGCAGCCGGCGGCAGGGCUCGGCUCGGAGCUUUUCCCGGCCGCAGAGCCCGAGCCGGAGCCGCUCUCGGCGUCGGGUCCGGGACAGGAGCCCGAGCUGGGCUGGGCUGCGGGGCAGCGCGCAGGGGCCCCGCCGGAGUCGCCGCCGCCUCUGCCGGCGUCGGAGUCUGAGAACGGAGUGUCCGCGAGGCCCCGCUGCCACACCGACUGCCUGGAGGCGCCGCUCUCCCGGGCCUUCCGGCGGCUGGGAUGGGAGGUGGGCUCGCACCCCUGGAUCUUCCUGCUGCUGCCCAUGGUUUUAACGGCCGUCCUCGGCACUGGCCUGAUUCACCUGCCCAAGGAAGAAGAAGAAGACCUCGAGGAGCAGUACACCCCGAUAGGGAGCCCCGCCAAGGCUGAGCGACGCUUCGUGCAGGGACAUUUCACCGCCAACGACUCUGAUCUCUUCUCCAUCUCCAGGAAGAGCACCGAGGUCAAUUAUGCUUCCAUUCUAGUGGUCUCCAACACCAACUCGCUGCUGGAGCAAGAAACCUUAUCAGAAAUUAGUGAAGUGGACGACGCGGUCCAGGCUUUGUCUGUGACACAGGGAAACGGAACCCAGAUCCUCUACAAUGAGGUGUGCUCGAAGAACCAGGGCUACUGUGUCCCCUCCAACCCACUCUUGUUCGCCUGGAAAACGAACAAUGUCCUCAACCUGAAAAACAUCACCUUCCCCAUCUACAGCCUAGCCGGCCAGGUCGUGUACCUGACCAACAUCCUUGGAGGAACUGUGUUAGGCGAGAGCAUGGGACUGAGCCAGUUACUCCUGGAGGCCAAAGCCAUGCGGCUGCAGUACUACCUGAAGACCGGCGAAGGCGAGGACAGCGAACGUAGCAAGGCGUGGCUGAUCCACUUCCUGAACCAAGUUGGCAACCUUGAAAAGAGUCUGGCCUUGAAGAAGAUCCAGGUGGUCUACUUUACAUCACUUUCUAGACAACUGGAAUUUGAGGCAACUUCUAUGACAGUGAUCCCCUUGUUUCACUUGGCAUACCUUCUAAUCAUAUUAUUUGCAAUCACAUCAUGCUACAGGUGUGACUGUAUACGAAACAAAAUGUGGGUUGCAGCCUUUGGAGUGAUUUCUGCUGCCUUGGCAGUGGUGAGCAGCUUUGGCCUGAUGUUGUACAUUGGGGUGCCAUUUGUGAUCAUAGUUGCAAAUUCACCAUUUCUUAUUCUAGGCGUUGGGGUCGAUGACAUGUUUAUCAUGAUUUCUGCCUGGCAGAAGACCAACCUCAUGGAUAGCAUAAAAGAGCGGAUGUCCAAUGUCUAUUCAAAAGUGGCAGUGUCCAUUACAAUCACCACCAUCACCAACAUCCUGGCCUUCUAUACAGGAAUUAUGACCUCUUUCAGGUCCGUACAAUACUUCUGCAUCUAUACAGGAACAACCCUGCUCUUUUGUUAUUUUUAUAACAUCACCUGUUUUGGAGCAUUUAUGGCCCUGGAUGGUAAAAGAGAAGUAGUCUGUCUACGCUGGUUGAAGAAACCAGAAACUCCUGACCAAAAAUGUUCCUCAUUAAAAAAGCCCUGCUGCCUCCCAUGUAAUUCUCUCCGAGACAAACAUAAAGCUGAUAUCCACCCAAUGAAUUUGUUUUUUAGAGACUAUUUUGGUCCUUUUCUCACAAGCACUGAGUCCAAGUUUUUUGUAGUGCUUAUAUACAUUUUGUACAUCAUAAGUAGUAUAUAUGGGUGUUUCCAAGUGCAGGAAGGUUUAGACCUCCGAAAUUUGGCAAGUGACGACUCCUACAUCACACCGUAUUUUAAUGUAGAAGAAGAACAUUUUUCAAGUUAUGGUCCCAGGGUUAUGGUUAUUGUUACUGAAGCUCUUGACUAUUGGGAUGGAGAUGCUAGGCAAAAAUUGGAAAAAUGUCUUGUAGAUUUUGAAAACAGUGACUAUGUAGAUAAAAAUCUCACAGAGUUUUGGUUACGAGAAUAUGUGAAAUAUAUGGAAAACCACCAUCACGAUGUAAAUGAUAAGAUAACUUUUCUAAAAAAUAUUCCCAAUUUUGUAAUAGAUUCUCCGCUUUUUAUGUAUGAUAUUAACAUUACAUCAUCACAGGAAAUCAUUUGUUCCCGGGCCUUCAUUCAGACCAUGGGUGUUUCUUCUUCAACCAAUAAGAAGCUGAUGUUACUCCAGUUCCGAGACAUGGCCGAAAAGUGUGAAAUUCCCCUAAUGGUGUAUAACCAGGCGUUCAUAUAUUUUGAUCAGUAUUCUGCAAUAUUAGAAAACACCGUUCGAAAUGUAAUUGUCGCCUCAACAGCUAUGUUCAUUGUUUCCUUACUGUUAAUCCCUCACCCGCUGUGUUCUUUGUGGGUAACUUUUGCUAUCGCUUCUGUGAUUGUGGGAGUAACGGGUUUCAUGGCAUUCUGGAACGUCAAUCUUGAUUCCAUAUCCAUGAUUAAUCUUGUCAUUUGUAUAGGGUUUUCUUUUGAUUUUUCUGCGCACAUUUCCUAUGCAUUUGUUUCCAGUUCAAAGCCCUCAGUAAACCAAAAAACCAUCGAGGCAUUGUAUCUGCUAGGCUACCCUGUGUUGCAAAGUGCAAUUUCAACAAUAAUAGGGGUGUGUGUCUUAUCUGCAGCUAAAGCAUACAUCUUCAGGACAUUUUUUAAGAUUAUGUUUCUUGUUAUGGUAUUUGGAGUUGCUCAUGGCCUAAUUUUUAUUCCGGUAUUCUUAACCUUUUUCUGAAAGUUUGUUUGACUAGCCACUAACCAAUCAAAGACCAAUUAUAGAAUUCCUGAUUGCCCCAAUCCAAUCUGAUAAAAAUGUGCUAUUAAGAAUAGUCAAUAAACUAAAAACAAAGGCAUGUUUCCUUGGUGUGGAAAUCCCAUUUAAAAAUGUUAUUUAAAAUAU